Messenger RNA from Pseudoliparis swirei, 3807 nucleotides. RefSeq names its product Rh family B glycoprotein (gene rhbg). Gene Ontology annotation, cellular component: plasma membrane. Gene Ontology annotation, biological process: ammonium homeostasis; ammonium transmembrane transport. The record is from RefSeq and is a predicted model, not a curated record. Bases 153 to 1529 code for a protein of 458 amino acids. Gene Ontology annotation, molecular function: ammonium channel activity. Lineage: Eukaryota; Metazoa; Chordata; Actinopteri; Perciformes; Liparidae. The transcript is spliced from 10 exons.
UCUCUCACACACACACACACACACACACACCAGCUUCUGUCUCUGCACUGAGGACACUCAGUGUGUGUGUGAGAGAGACACAACUUUUUUUCUGGAGCUGGAUCUUUGAAGCCUCCUCUCAUCCCCCUUCAGCCUCUCCUCCUGGGAAAACCAUGACGGACGCGGCGACCAGCAUGCGGCUGAAGCUGCCGAUCGCCUGCUUCAUCCUGCAGAUCAUCCUCAUCAUCCUCUUCGGCGUUCUGGUGCAGUACGACCACGAGACGGACGCCAAGGCAUGGCACAACCAGAGCCACUCCGAUUACGACAACGACUUCUACUUCCGCUACCCAAGUUUCCAGGACGUGCACGUGAUGAUCUUCAUCGGCUUCGGCUUCCUCAUGACCUUCCUGCAGCGCUACGGCUUCAGCAGCGUGGGCUUCAACUUCCUGGUGGCGGCCUUCUCCCUGCAGUGGGCCACGCUCAUGCAGGGCUUCUUCCACGGUAUGCACGGAGGCAAGAUCCACAUCGGGGUGGAGAGCAUGAUCAACGCCGAUUUCUGCACCGGCGCUGUGCUCAUCUCCUUCGGAGCCGUUCUGGGUAAGACCAGCCCCAUCCAGCUGCUGGUCAUGGCCAUUUUCGAGGUCACGCUGUUUGCCGUCAAUGAGUUCAUCCUGCUGUCCGCUCUCGGGGCUAAAGACGCAGGAGGCUCCAUGACCAUCCACACCUUUGGAGCCUACUUCGGCCUCAUGGUGACCCGAGUCCUGUACCGGCCCAACCUGAACAAGAGCAAACACAGGAACAGCUCGGUGUACCACUCUGACCUGUUCGCUAUGAUCGGUACCAUCUACCUGUGGAUAUUCUGGCCCAGCUUCAACUCUGCCGUCACGGCCCACGGAGACGACCAGCACCGCACGGCCAUGAACACCUACUACUCCCUGGCGGCCUGCACCCUGUCCACGUACGGCAUGUCCGCCCUCACGGCACACAACGGAAAGCUGGACAUGGUGCACAUCCAGAACGCCGCGCUGGCCGGCGGCGUCGCCGCGGGAACCGCCGGUGAAAUGAUGCUGACGCCGUACGGCUCCAUGAUCGUGGGCUUCCUGGCCGGCAUCGUCUCCGUUCUGGGCUUCAAGUUCCUCUCGCCCGUCCUGGAGGACAAGCUGAAGAUCCAGGACACCUGCGGGAUUCACAACCUGCACGGCAUGCCGGGCGUCCUGGGCGCCAUCGUGGGCGCCGUCACUGCCGCCGUGGCAACCACAGACGUCUAUGGGAAAGGCAUGGGAGACGUGUUCCCCGAUGUGGCGAGCGGCGACAUCGAGGCGUCCUUCCAGGGCGUGCGUCAGGUCAUCUCGCUCGCCGUGACCCUCGGCAUCGCCCUGCUGGGGGGGCUGAUCGUCGGGUUCAUCCUGAAGCUGCCCAUCUUCGGAGCUCCUCCAGACUCCAUCUGCUACGAGGACAGCAUCUACUGGGAGGUUCCGGGAGACGAGGAGGACCACGGCGAGCAGCUGACCGCCGUGACCUCCGCGGAGGUCGAGAAGCUCAACGCUUAGACACACACACACACACACACACUCACACACUCACACACUCACACACACACACACACACACUCACACACACUCACACACACACACACACACACACACACACACACACACUCAUUUGGUUGUAAGAAAAGAAGAAGAUAAUUCUCAUUUUAUACUCUGCAGAAAUAUAAAUGAAUCUUGCAGGUUAUUGCCAGCUGUGGCCACUAGAGGGCGACCUCGUGUCUUGUCACGCUGAGCUGCAGGCCUCGUGGGGGGCGGGGGGGUCUAGUUGUUUCUCCUAAACUGGGGCCUUGAAGCCGGUUUGAUAAACCAAAGACAAACAGACUCCAUUCAGUCGAUGAAAUAGAACAUUUACAAAUUAUGUUUUUUUAAUUUCCUUAACUCGGGAUUUUCAUCCAGAAACUAUGCAGAUGUUUUUAUUGUGUUUUAUCUCUUAUUAAACUGCGUGUUAUUACAUAAAAACAUCACAGUUGGUUCAGCCACGGACCUUUUUUUGUAUGAAUUGCUUGUUAUAGAUUUUUAAAAAUUAGAAUUUUUUGCCCGAAUAAAUUUGAUGAAAAUCUGAAUUUACAUUUUGAAACAAUAAUAAUAAACACUUUUUUUUUUUUUUGUGCAAAAUAAUUUACUGUUUUGUCCCAAUAGUUUAAAAUCAUAAUAUCGACAGAAAUAAACUUGUUAAGGAGUUGAAGGUCGUGAUGAGGUCACAGGUGUGCUUCAUUGGGGUCAAAGGUCGCAGGUGAUGUGAGGUAUGACAGGUGAUUCAUGCCCUCGAGGAGGUAUAUCACUUAAGUAUAAGAUUCAGCCGAGACUGAAAUGACAAAAAUCAAGUGAUGAAAUAUUAUUAUUUAUUUUUUAAAUAAUUCAAAACGACUUUUAGUUUGUCUUAAAAUUAUUAAAAUGACGAAGCAAAAAAGAAAACGAUACAUUUGAAACAAAAUUAGAGGAAAAAUGCAACAACAAAUGUUUAAUUUAAACAAGAAAUAGAACAAACACAUGAGACUUACUUCUGUUUGUUGUUUGUUUGUUUGUUUGUUUGUUUACACGGUUCAUAUUUCUCUGGAACCAAAAUAAAACUAUUUGAAGUGACGUGAGAGAGAACCCUGGAACAUGAAUAGUGCUGUACAUUCAUGGUUGAUGAAUAACUUCCAGGGAGAACAGCAACAAGAGGAAUUUAAAUCUUUCACAUUUCAUUGGACUGCUAAAAAGUGGGCGGAGUUACAACUCCACGUGAUUGGUUGCUGACACGUCAUAUUUUGAUCUACUGAUUGAAUCGAGAUGUAAAAAAAAAAGAAAUUAAUUCUUUGUUCAAUUUCUUAUUUUGCUUGGAUUUUAUGUAAAAAAAAUGAUUAUAAAGGACUUUUUAAAAAAUGUAAUCUUUACUUAAAAUGUCCCUUCAAUUAGAUAGAAAUCACGCUUUCACAAUAAGAGCAUGCCAACAAUUAGAUUUUUUAAUCUUCUCGUUAUUAGGUUAAAAAUCUGUAAAAAUGUUUUUUUUUAAAAAUAGAUAUAGAAACUCAAAUCAUUGGCAUCCUCCUCACUUAUUGGGAUUCAGGGAAAGUUAUUGAUUCCCGUCAACAUGCAUUUGAAUCUGUCGCCUGGUUCACACUCUUCAUGGUGAGGAAACAUGCAGAUUGUUUUCCUUUUCUUUCCCCUCAUUCUCUCAGUCUGUUAAUAUCUCCUCCAUUAGCAUACCUUAACGAUGCCCUGCCUCUGCGUGGCACUAAUCGCCCCUCAUACAGGCCCCUCGCCGGCGGCUGCAGGGCCCCCACUGUGUGACGCCACCUCAGCGUGAACGGGCGCCGCGGCCUCUUCCCAGGAAGCGGCCGCCUGGUGGCCAGCUGCUCCUGAAAGGCUCGGCCUGAAGGGGUUAAUGGAGCUUCGUCGGCUAAUUAAGAUGCAGAGAUAAAUAUCCGUGAUUAUGGUAAUUAUGAUUCUAUUGUCUCUCACGGCCUCCUGCAGACGAGCUGGUUGGCAUCAUAGCUGAAAAAUGCUGAGGCCCUGGAAUACAACAACUAAAGCCCUUUAGUGUGCGUGUGUGUGUGUGUGUGUGUGCGUGUGUGUGUGUCUUUAAUUGCAGAUGAAAUGUUAAUAGUUUUAAUUCCUGCUGCUGAUCCUCGGUUCCUCGCAGCUGAUGAAAGCCGAAGAACAAAGAGGAUUUUAUCUUUGACCACGUCAUAUUCAGAGGAUAAAAAAGAUUUUCUCUGAAACUCAAAAGCUCAAAUUCAAAGUUUACUUGUGUCUGUUAUCAAUAAAAACAACAACAACGAGGAGAAAACACUCA